GGCUACUUCAAGCUCAACAGCGGCAAAACAGUUGAACUGAUGAAGUGAAAUUCCAAAUAUACAUAGAAAGUGAUAGCUAGUUAACUAGUUAUAUUGGAAAUUCUGUAUCGUCUGUUGCUUGCUUUCGGACGACGUCGUCCCAUGCGACCAUUCAGUUUGAUCUCCAGUAUAGCUAACUGUUUAUCGCAUUUAGAACAAGCUGGCUAGUUAGUUACCUACUUUGUUGGCUAAAUUGGCGAGUUUGUACUGAAACGUUAGCUACCUCGGCUAGCGCUGCGCUAGCCAUUGUCCUGUCUAGAAUGUGUCCUGACCUAACAUUACGUUCUCUACACAUUAUUGAUAAUGGCGGAUGGAGAACUUUGUCUGAUUGAUAAGAACAUAAAAAGUCUAUUUGAAGUCCCGUUGAGUGUUAAUGUGAGAUCGCUGAAUCUUCAUUGUAAUCGCAUAUCAAAGAUUGAGGGACUAACCACAACAUGGCAACUUCGACACUUGGAUCUGUCGUCGAAUCAGAUCUCUCGCAUCGAGGGGCUGGACUCGCUUUCGUCUCUGCGUACCCUCAAUUUGUCCUGUAAUUUAAUAACCAAGAUUGAAGGGCUUACUGGUCUUGUGAACCUGAUAAGACUGAACCUGUCUUAUAAUCAAAUAAGUGACCUAACUGGCUUGUUGUACCUCCAUGGACAGGAGUACAAACUAAAACAUCUUAAUCUGCAAAGCAACUGCUUGAACAACAUAAACCAGCUGCUGCAAUGCAUGAUGGGAUUGAGGAGUUUGAGUGAUGUCACUCUGAGCAUGGAGGGAAGCAGUAAUCCAGUUUGUUCUACUCCCGGGUACAGGGAGAUGGUGCUUCAGUCCCUACCCCAGGUGACGGCCCUGGAUGGCCUGGACCGCCAGGGGAACCCUGUUCCUCUCAUGGACGUCUGCCCCGUAGAUAUUCCCGGGAUGGAGGACUUUGUGGAGUUUCUGCUGUCCUCAGACGCUAGCGUCAGUGCUGAAAAGCCCAACUCGGACACCCCUCUCACCACUCCGCGUAUAGACGAGGUUCUGGCCCAGUUUCGGGAGCGGCUCGGGGGCAGGGCUGUGGCCCCAGCUGGAAACCCACUGACGGACCCAGAGGGGGCGGGCAGCGAGCUGCAAAACCAGCAGCGGAUUCAGAACCUGGAGCGCCAAGUGUCCCAGCUUUUCACACAGGCUCCCGGUAGCUCCACCCCCAACCCCGCCCAUGUGCGGAAGGCGAAGCGGGACAUUGAUCACACGUCGGAGAGCGAGGCGGACAGCGGGAAGGACAACCGCCGCGGCGGCCGACGGUCGAGGUUACCCACCCGCAGGGUUGUCAUGGAAACCACUGGGAGACGAUCCAUGAAAGACGGCAAGGCCAGGAGAUCAGACAGUGAUCUAGAGACAACCACCACAGGGGAGACCACCAGGAAGGCACCCAGCCCUCGGAGGAAAACUGUCUCUCGGGGCCCGAUUCAGCGUGUGGAGCCGGGGGCCUCGACCAGGAAGGGACUGAAAACAAGCACAAGGGCCCCUGGCCUUAAGGCCACCAGUCCGAUUGAAGAGGAAACGUACAGGGCCCUUGUUGAGGAGCGGGACCAGGAGCGGGAGAGGAGGUGGAAGGCAGAGCAGGCGGUGAAGCAGCUGACUGAGCAGCUGAACCUCCUCCAGACCAGAGCCGGGGAGGAGAAGGACAUCCAGAACCUGGCACUCCACACCACGGACCGGCUGAAGGCUCUCCUGCUGAAGGAGCGGGCGGAGCGUGGGGAGCUCCAGCAGAGGGAGCGCUGUGCGCAGGAGGAGCUGAAACAGGCCCGCAGCCGGGAGGACCAACAGCAGAGGGCGCUGCGCAGCCUGGAGGACAGCGUGUCCCGGGGGCAGGCACAGAGGGCCCGGGAGCAGGCUGAGGAGAUGAAGAGGACCCAGGAGCUGGAGAACAAGGCGGUGGCGCUGAAGAGGGAGGUGGACAUCCUCAGGGCUUCGGUUCGGCAGUACAAGGACAAACUGCAGCAGCUGCACGAGCUGCUGGCCUCCCGGGAGCAAGUGCACAGGAAGGAGCUGGAGUCGCGGCUGGUCCCCGGGGGGUCUGAGUUUCGGGAGGUGCUGUCGCGGGAGGUGGCGGUCGUGGUGGAGAGGCACGCCCAGCAGCGGGCGGAGCUGGAGGAGAAGAUGGCCGCCGCCAAGAAGCAGUACGGCUCUCUGGAGGACGAGUUCCGCCUGGCGCUCACCAUCGAGGCCUCGCGGUUCUCUGAGCUGAAGGAGGGCUUUGACCAGCUGAGCGCGGCGUUAACGGAGCAGCAGGCCGCCCUGGCCUCCUGUCAGCAGAGGGACAAGCGCUCGGCAGCGCUGGUGCAGGACCUCACCUCCAUGGUGAAGGAGCAGAAGAGCCGCAUCGCCGAGCUCAUGAGGGCCAAGAAGGAGGCCGUCUCCGAGCUCAGGGCCCGGCUGCGCUCGCUGGAGGGGAACGCCGAAGAGGACAAGAGACGGAGCGUCCAGCUGGAGCUGCUGAAGCAGGACAAGUCCAAGCUGCUGUCCCAGCUCACCGCCCAGGAGUCUGUCCUGCAGGGCCUGCGCUCGGAGCGCCGGAUCUGGGGCCAGGAGCUGGCCCAGCAGGGGGCGUCUCUGGCCCAGGACAGGGGGCGGCUGGAGGCCAAAAUCGAGGUCCUGGCCACUGAACUGGAGACCCAGAAGAAGCAGAACGAGCGGGACAAUGAUGCACUCAAGAUCAAGGCCAAGAUCUUGGAUGACCAGACAGAGACCAUCCGCAAGCUGAAGCAGGGCCUCCUGGACAGGGACGAGCAGAUCCGCAGGCUGAGGGAGGAGAGCCUGCAGGCGGAGAAGAGGUUCCAGGAGCAGCUGGAGGAGGAGGCGGGGCCAAUGCGGGAGCUGAGCGAGAGGGUGGAGCUUCUGACCCACAGGAAGGAGGAGCUAAAACAGCAACUGGAGGACAGGGAGCUGGAGCUGGAGGAAGUGAAGCGGGCUUACGGCUCCAUGAACUCUAAGUGGCAGGCCAAAGCCGACCUGCUGACCCGCCUGGAGGAGCAGGUGAAGCGCAUGAAGGAUGGCUUUGACGCCAAAGAAAAGGCUCUUCUGCAGGAGAGGGACAGAGCCGUCCAGGCCCACAAAGCUGUUAUGGAGAAGCUGCGGAGUGUGGACGAUGCCUUCAGACGGCAGUUGGAGAGCAUACAGGCUACCCAUCAGGCCGAGCUCUUUCAUUUGGCCAAUGAGAAGCAGAAACAGAUAGAGCUGGCCAAUCGGAAGGUGUGCCAGGUGGAGGAGGAGAUGAGGCUCCUCCUGGAGGAGACGCAGUGCAGCAAGAGAGCCAUGGAGGAGAAGAUGGCGCGCCUCACCAGUGUGCUAAAGGACUUUUAAGGAGACUGUUUCUAUUUCCACCCCUUGGGGGUUCACAGACCGGAGUCAAUUAUCAUUAAAGAAGCAAUAAGACCGUCUGACUUUUGCAAAUAUUUACAAUUUGGUUAUAUUUAGUUUGACGAAAUCCUGUUUGUUUGUUUUUUAUGAUUUUGUUUCAUUUGAUUUAUACAUUUUUAUUUUUUUACAUUGCAUAAUGUUGUCAUUUUGUUAAAUUGUUUAUGAGAGUAUCCUUCUAACACCAAUACCCCCUUUCGAUCGCAGCUGUGAGGUCUGUCGGGCCUCUGUGCCUUUAUUUAUUACCAGUUUCCCCCAAAUUGUGCAAUUUAAUUUAUUUUUCAUAUGCAUGCAUUUGUUGGAAUAAAGUCACAAUUCCUCAG
Conger conger (European conger) is the source of this 3743-nucleotide messenger RNA. RefSeq names its product leucine rich repeat and coiled-coil centrosomal protein 1 (gene lrrcc1). The transcript has 20 exons. Gene Ontology annotation, molecular function: protein binding. Gene Ontology annotation, cellular component: centrosome; cytoplasm. The record is from RefSeq and is a predicted model, not a curated record. The coding region runs from base 343 to 3366 and encodes 1007 amino acids. Lineage: Eukaryota; Metazoa; Chordata; Actinopteri; Anguilliformes; Congridae.